CACUACCGGAAGCUUUGACAGCACAUGUUUGGAAGGAGCUGGGAAACAGAACAUGAGCUUGAAGCCUUGUAAAAGCAGAGAGGCCUUAAAAGGGACGAUAUUUUUUCAUAAAUAUAUCUUUUUUGCUUCAUCAUUACUCGAUAGCUGAUACUCAAAACCCGUUUUUGGUGUGUCUGCUUUUAUUAGGGUCGAACUAGGGGUCGACGGGAUUUUUUUUUAGCUUGUAAAGAAAGUUCUCGAUAAGGUUACUGCGUUUUUUUGUGCGUGUGUGUCAAGUGUUCCGUUAGCAUUAAGUUACUGUUAUUUUGUACUGGUCAAGACAUUUUUCACGUUAUGGCGGACUACCUCAUCAGCGGGCAGACAGGUUACGUCCCGGACGAUGGGUUGAGCGGACAGCAGCUCUUCAACGGAGGAGACGGACUCACCUACAAUGACUUCCUGAUCCUGCCGGGCUACAUAGACUUCACAGCUGACCAAGUGGAUCUGACGUCAGCGCUUACCAAAAAGAUCACCAUGAAGACGCCGUUCGUGUCCUCGCCCAUGGACACAGUAUCGGAGGCUAACAUGGCCAUCGCCAUGGCACUAACAGGAGGCAUUGGCUUCAUCCAUCACAACUGCACUCCAGAGUUCCAGGCUAACGAAGUUCAUAAAGUCAAGCGAUACGAGCAGGGCUUCAUCACAGACCCCGUGGUGAUGAGCCCCAACGAGCGAGUCCGGGACGUCUUCCAGGCCAAGGCGCGCUACGGCUUCUGUGGAAUCCCAAUCACAGAGAACGGCAAAAUGGGCGGCAAGCUGGUGGGCAUCAUCUCAUCCAGAGACAUCGAUUUUCUAAAGGAGGAGGACCACAAUCUACUGCUGAAUGAGGUGAUGACUAAGAGGGAGGAUUUAGUCGUUGCUCCUGCUGGAGUGACUCUAAAACAAGCAAAUGAAAUCCUCCAGAGAAGCAAAAAAGGGAAGCUGCCCAUUGUCAAUGAGGAGGGCUCUCUGGUGUCCAUCAUCGCCCGCACAGACUUGAAGAAGAACAGAGACUUUCCUCUGGCCUCCAAAGACUCCCGAAAACAGCUGCUGUGCGGCGCCGCCAUCGGCACCCACAACGACGACAAGUACAGGCUGGACCUGCUGGUGCAGAGCGGUGUGGACGUGGUCGUACUGGACUCGUCUCAAGGGAACUCCAUCUUCCAGAUCAACAUGAUCAAAUACAUUAAAGAAAAGUACCCCGACCUACAGGUCAUCGGAGGCAACGUGGUGACUGCAGCUCAAGCAAAGAACUUGAUCGACGCAGGAGUGGAUGCACUGAGGGUGGGAAUGGGCAGUGGCUCCAUCUGCAUCACACAGGAAGUGCUGGCGUGCGGCAGACCUCAGGCCACAGCCGUCUACAAAGUCUCCGAGUACGCCAGGCGCUUCGGUGUUCCUGUCAUCGCCGAUGGAGGCAUCCAGAACGUCGGACACAUCGCCAAAGCCCUGGCACUGGGGGCAUCAACUGUGAUGAUGGGAUCGCUGCUAGCUGCCACCAGCGAAGCUCCCGGAGAGUAUUUCUUCUCUGACGGCAUCAGGCUGAAGAAGUACCGCGGCAUGGGCUCUCUGGACGCCAUGGACAAAAACCUGGGCUCUCAGACGCGAUACUUCAGCGAGAGCGAUAAAAUUAAAGUGGCUCAGGGCGUCUCUGGAGCCGUGCAGGACAAAGGCUCCAUCCACAAGUUCGUCCCCUACCUGCUGGCUGGCAUUCAGCACUCCUGUCAGGACAUCGGGGCCAAGAGCCUCACUCAGCUCAGAGCCAUGAUGUACUCUGGAGAUCUGAAAUUUGAGAAGAGAACAACGUCUGCUCAGGUGGAGGGCGGGAUCCACAGCCUACACAGGUUCAAACCAUAUCCAAGUGAUUUCUAACAAAAAUUUAUGAGAAACGACUUUUUUGAGAAGAAAUGAGCCUUCUGUUGGAUGGUCCUUUUUAACACAUACUAGUUACAAGACCUGCUUUAAGUGUCAUUACACACAGAAAACGUCUAUUAGACAUCGGCUCGCUCACUCUUCAAAGGAUCGCCAGUCUUCCAGCCAGUGUCAUCUAUGCAUUCAGUGUUUUCUCCAAAUGAAACAAUAAAGUGUGAUUUCCCACAAA
Molecule: messenger RNA, 2113 nt
Organism: Oryzias melastigma (Indian medaka)
Lineage: Eukaryota; Metazoa; Chordata; Actinopteri; Beloniformes; Adrianichthyidae
Gene: impdh2
Product: IMP (inosine 5'-monophosphate) dehydrogenase 2
Exons: 14
Coding region: 334-1884 (516 amino acids)
Biological process (GO): GTP biosynthetic process
Cellular component (GO): cytoplasm
Molecular function (GO): IMP dehydrogenase activity
Source: RefSeq, a predicted model, not a curated record